GACAUGAUGGGAAGUCAUGCGCCUGCAAGGCUAAAAACGCGAAAAAAUAACAUUGAGUAGAAAUUCGCGCAAUAGCACUUCAAGAGAGGCAGAUGAAAGUCUUCUCACUGCUGCGAUACACUUGCGAGGUGGAAUGUGACGCCAAUGGACUGAACUUGAAUACCAAAAUCGGAUUGGCAUUUGAUGGCAAAAUCAGCCGACGGGCCGAUGCAUCGUGGGUCAAAUUGGCCAGAAACUCCUCCAUUCAGGGUCUUGACAGCGAAGUUGUUGCAUUCUAGGAGGUAAUCUGUGAUGCAUUCGGUCAGCGUCGAGGUUUGACCACACUGAUUGGUUGAUAUAUCCGUACUCGGUGGGCAUCUGGUCGACAUGACAAUGUCUCCCAACUGUAUCCCUAGAAUGGUGGGCUGCAAAUCAUCCGGGCAGCCGAACAUUAGCGUCAAUACGCCAAGCGUCUUUGGACCAGCUGUUUUCAGAGGACUCUCGGAAUCCGGAAUGACUAUCGAUCUACUGUAUAGCAGAGGGAGCGCUCAAUGCCCCGUGUUUUGCCCCCAUACUGCCUCUUCUCGCUUACUUCUAUUCCCUGCUUUGUGCCGCUGACGACCACCAUCUGCGCCAGGAUUCCUGCCUCGAAGCGCGUGUCUUUUUAUGCUUCUUCAGCCAUACCCCGUCAACGAGCAGGUUCUCUCCCCCUCAGCUGCACCUUGGCCCGUCAAUCUCUUUGAUACUCCAACAACUUGAUGCUUGAUUGUGCUCUGCGGAUAGCUAUUGAUUCUCUGUAUGCAUGGCAGAUCGUGAUUCUGUUUCCAACACCGCCAACAGUUUCAUCAUCAAUAUCGACGAUACUUCACCCACCAUCUCAUACACACCAGCUCAAGAUAUUAACUCUUCCAACGGGUGGAUAGGGUACAUUUUGGACUCCAGGAUUAGUGAUGAACCUGCUACUAGUGAUGGAAAAAGCCUUCAUGUCACUUCCCUCGACGGGGCAUCACUGAUUGUUCGAUGGAACGAAAUUUGGUUUUGCAGUCAUGUACAGCGAUUUCCCUUUAUGGCGAGCUCACCCUUUCAAACAAUGGCGCACAACAAGUGGAUUCCGUGACUUAUUCAAUCUCUCUCGACGGUACCCCUACAACCAAUUAUGGUUCAUUCUUUUCUUCCCCAUCGGACUACGCAAAUAACAUCCUCGCCUCAUUCGCCAAUCUUACUUACGGCCUACAUACUAUUGAGCUCGUAAUGCAUAAUCCGGAACAAGUCUCGGAUGGAUCUGUGCUUUUGCAGUUUGAUCGUGCUGUCCUCACGAGCGGCGUGCCGCCUGCGUUCUGGGAUGAAGCGACAUCGGGGUCUUCAGAAAUAUCACCAACGACAAGUUUGUUUCCUGAUGACGGCAUAUCGUUCCGAGGACAGUGGUCAUUCGAGCCAGAUCUACUUCCAGGCCACAAUGACACCUUCCAUACCAGCAAGAACGUAGGCGAUCGGGCUUUAUUGUCAUUUAAUGGUACGGCUAUCAGUAUUUCUGGCCUCACGACUACAGUGUCUGGUUCAUAUAAUAUCACUCUCAAUGGAGACGCUCCUGUGACCCUCUCUGCGAAGUCAUCAUUCAACGUUACGACCCCCACCGUACUCUACUACCGGACUGGUCUUGACCCCUCUGUCAUGCACCAACUUGGCAUAGUCAACGUCGGCGCGCCAAAUGACGAGAAUUCUGGCUUCUUUGCAAUGGGGAGCGUUGAUGUGACAGCCGUUGGGGGAGAUACGGGCACGACUAUGUCCUCGUCACACCUGUCGCGUGGCGCUAUCGCCGGUAUUGCCGUUGCUGCAUCAGUGGCAUUCCUCGCUAUCAUUGCUCUAGUCAUACACUGUGCUCGACGGCGGAGGCGUGCUCACAGACGCAAAGAAGAGCUCAUCGUUAACCCACGGUUGGGCCCUAUGCGUCGUCUUUCCUUCCUUGCUCGGUCAAUACGUUCGGGUCGCUCAGGUCGCUCAGUUCAUUCUGCGGAGGGAGAAAAGGACAUACAUUUCAGCUCCAAAGCCCAUGAUAGAAUGGAAGGUGGCGUUCUCGAUAUCCGUGCCUCAAAGGAUAUAGAGGAGUAUGUUGAUGAUAUUGAAGUAGCGAGAGGGAUCCAAGAGGUCACUCAGGUCAGACAUGCGUCGAAGAACUCCGACGGUAGUUUCUCAAUCGACCUACCUGAGCUUCCUCAGAAAGGACAUGUUCACGGCCGCUCGUCGCAAAGUCAACCAGCUUCCCCUGUUCCAAGUCCUCGCAGGGGUUCCCCUGUCUCCUCACCACCGACCAAACCCCGUGGUCCCCGAAGCAUGCAUUCCUCACUACCAAUUCAUCAGCGUGACAGUAGCCGAGGAAUGCUGUUAGCGGAACUCUAUCGGGCAGCUGUAGAAGAGUCAGAGCCAGAGCCAGAUGGUGCGGCAGCCACAAGAGAGCGACGGGAAUCGGAUCACCUUAGUCCACUACGGGUGAAUUUCGAGGACGAGCCGUAUGAAACCACACUGCAGCGGCGGGAAGGGCGUCAUGCUAGCGCGGGCGCCGUCUCACUGCCCCAGUCUUUGAGGCUUGCACUAUCUUUUGGUCAUGUACCGAACUACGACACCAUGCCCGCUGUGCCGAAUGUUACUGUCACCCAUAGCACACCAGUAACUCCUAUCACCCCUAUUACUCCCAUUUCCCCUGUGGUUUUUGCAUCUCAAGAUCCUCAUCUUUCUUUCCUCGAUUUGGAUUCGUCCGCAUCAGCAUCGUUGAGGAGUGAUGCACGAUCAACACGACAAUCGCGAUCCAACUCAACCCGAAGCUCCUCAAAAUCACGAUAUGACAACAUUACGGUGGACUACGCAUCGUUACCCUUAGAUCAUCGGAUAUCUCUCGGACUUUCGAUGGCUAUUGGUGGCGGACCCACGUCCAGUCGUCCCUCUCUUAGUCCGAACAUAUCACUUCAGCCCAUCUCUCUGCCCUCUUCCUCGUCACCCCAAGUACCAACUUCCGGUAUCCCUGAAGAUGCGUCGUCUCCAUUAGAUCCCGAAGCAAAUACUCAAACUUUGGACUUCCUACCUUCGCCCACGGAAUCGAUACCUUAUACCGUUUCCGACAUCCACUUCCGACACUCAUCCUAUUCCACCAUCGACCUGUCCAGUGAGUCACGGAGAGCGAGUGCAAAUCGAUUGAGCGGUAUUCAGCGAUCUCCACAUCCACCACUGCCGGGAUCUCCGACAGCGGCGCAGGCCGAACCGAAACCAUUCAUCGUACAGAAGCUAUUAGGCAUGGCUCCUGCGGGUUCUGGGCCAAGUACACCGUAUUCGAGCCCUAUCACACCUGGGUUUGGCACUGCAGGGCCUUCACGAGGAGAUGCUGGUCAAAGUCCUACGAACGCUACUUUCACACCUCCAGCAUCUGCGCAGAGUUUCCGAAUGCAACCGAGAUGACACUGUUCUUGAACUACUAGGAUAUGUUGUAUACUGUUGUUUUAAUCGAGUCCCAUUGCUUUCGUCCAUUGCAUCUUACAACAAGACUCCUUGUACUUGUAUACCCGUUUCACGAUACGACCCGAUACCUGCUCAUGCGUUACUCGACUCAGUUUAAAGAAGCCUGGCAUGUGGUGGGAGUUCAGUUGUUGACUCUACGGCCAACUUGUAACAUGGCUAGACUGUCGUACAGUCUUGGGCGAGUUCUUGAUCAGUGCAGUGCCCCUCGGUCCUAAAACUUUGCUUGGACAUCCAGAGACCUGAGACUACAUCGAGCAUGUGCCUGUUUCGACUCACCCUCAAAAGCAAUAUCGCUGGCAUUUUCAAACGUUAUUAUGUACAACAUAGUUCUUGCAGGCGAUGAUUUCGGGCACCACGUCAAUCAUGACCACCAGUCAUUGACAUCUCGCCAAGUAGUGACAGCAGCUUUCGUUAAGCUCUCAUACAUAGUGGACCCAUAAGCACACCUAUCAGCUUCCAUGGCACUGCGCAUCUGAGCGUAUUUACCCGCAAAAUAGGUUUCAUUCUCUUGAGAGUCCGAUAACAAUGAUGUGUGACUAAUGAAGGACUGGAAUCGAAUAAAAUCGCCAUAAGACGCU
Messenger RNA from Somion occarium, 4064 nucleotides. The record is from the annotation of a GenBank genome assembly. Lineage: Eukaryota; Fungi; Basidiomycota; Agaricomycetes; Polyporales; Cerrenaceae.